AUUAUCAAACAGCUGUUUGUCGGAAUUUUUUGCAAUUGCACGUAACUUUCAAAACAUUAAAUUUACCUGAGAAAUGAUAAUCCUGAGUAAAUGCUCGCCUAUAAGACAGAUUUUGAGACGUUGUCAUCGACAGGCGGUUGAAAACAGCAGCAAACAGGCAAAUUUAACCGCAUAUUUGGGGAAAUGGCCCGAAAAAGAGCAGCAGGAAUUCCGGCAGCACAUGCGCAUCAUCACGGACUUCAUCAGUGAAACGGAGGAGCAGCAGCUUCAUGAGGAAAUCGAACCCUAUAUAAGCCGACUGCGCUACGAAUUCGAUCACUGGGACGAUGCCAUUCACGGAUUCCGGGAGACGGAGCGCAAGAAGUGGUUCCCCCAAAAUCGAGAAAUACUGGAACGCGUGCGCCAAGUCGCCUUCGAUGGUGCCAUUAUGCCCUACGUCCACAUCCUGGAUUUGGCGCCUGAUGGCGUUAUAAAGCCCCACGUGGAUAGCACCCGUUACUGUGGCAACACAAUCUCUGGGAUAAGCUUGCUAAGUGACAGUGUCAUGCGACUUGUGCGCACGGAUGCCCAGCGUUACCAGCAGAAAUCAUCGGGCACUGCUGCAGCAGAGCCGGAAUCGGAAUCCAAGGGGUCAGAGCCCGAUGCAGCUUAUCGCCAUCAGCCGAAGGCGUCGCUGGAGAACAACUUCUACGCAGAUCUGCUGCUGCCACGUCGCUCCUUGUACAUAAUGAGCCACACGGCUCGCUACAAUUUCACGCACGAGAUCCUGGCCAAGGAACAAUCCGAGUUCCAGGGCACGCCGGUGCCGAAGACACGUCGCAUUUCCAUCAUUUGUCGCAACGAACCCUAAGACUACCAUCUAUUGUUGUCGGAGAAUGUAUUUCGGUGCAGCUGGUCUGAUAUUAUAUUUAUUUUUUUAAUACAUUUGAACUUAUCCAAAGGUUAUUUUCGCAGACUAUAUUUAUAUAAAUUGUUCAUAUGAAUUGCAUAUUAUACUUAAAAUACGAUAAAUGAAUCCAAAGCGUGUACAGUAAUUUUAGUUGCUAUCCUAAAGUUAAAUUA
Molecule: messenger RNA, 1062 nt
Organism: Drosophila elegans
Lineage: Eukaryota; Metazoa; Arthropoda; Insecta; Diptera; Drosophilidae
Product: alpha-ketoglutarate-dependent dioxygenase alkB homolog 7, mitochondrial
Exons: 4
Coding region: 74-850 (258 amino acids)
Biological process (GO): DNA damage response; fatty acid metabolic process
Cellular component (GO): mitochondrial matrix
Source: RefSeq, a predicted model, not a curated record